Molecule: messenger RNA, 1344 nt
Organism: Fusarium fujikuroi IMI 58289
Lineage: Eukaryota; Fungi; Ascomycota; Sordariomycetes; Hypocreales; Nectriaceae
Product: related to integral membrane protein
Exons: 8
Coding region: 1-1344 (447 amino acids)
Source: RefSeq, a predicted model, not a curated record
AUGACGCUCAGCAGGCGGUUUCUCAUCUUAGGGACAAUAUGCCUGCUGUACGGUACAGCGACGGCUCAAUCUAUGCUCGCAGACGCGCCGAAAUGUGCGAUCGACUGUCUAACCGAGCUCUCAAGCCAGAAGGAAUAUGCCGAGAUGGGACAGGAGGCUAUGUGCAGUAGCGAGCCGUUUGCCAAAGCGAUGGGUGUUUGCUUGAUGGUCAAGUGCUCUAUGAGACAGACUAUGGACUUCAUCAAAGAGUCUUCGGCUGCAUGCGGCAUCCCGCCGACCAACAAUACAACAUCGUAUCGAGUAAAUAGUACCGUCGUCUUUGCAUUUGCCCUCGUCUUCUUCGCCUUGAGAAUAGUAACUAAAUUCCGGCUUGGCCUUACAUGGGGAAUUGACGAUACCUUGACGACUUUAUCGGUUGCAGUUAUGAUUCCGUAUUAUAUCGUGCUGCAGAUCAUGCUUGCUUUGGGACUUGGUCUUGAUAUGUGGUUUAUAAGUGAUAGUCAGAUCAUACUGAUCUUCAAGUUAUUCAUCGUCAUCGAAGUUUUGUACUUGACCGCACUCGUCCUUGUCAAAGCAGCAAUCCUGUGCUUCUUCCUCCGGAUCUUCCCCGACCACAAGUUCAGAAUUGUAGUCAAGUGUACCAUGGUCUUUAACGCUCUGAUCUGGGUAGGGUUCUUCAUCUUCGUCUUCUUCCAGAUCCAGCCGUUUUCUCUGUUCUGGAAUGGGUGGCAGCAGAAGAAGGGCCAUCUUAUCCUGACCGGGUUUACUAAUUUCACUCUGCCGCUUGCGGGGAUAAAUCUGCUGCUGGACAUCUGGAUGCUCAUUCUGCCCAUGACGCAGCUCUGGGGGAUGGGGUUGAAGUUGAAGAAGAAACUCGGUGUCAUUAGCAUGUUCAGUGUUGGGAUAUUCCUUACAAUUGUCGCUGCGAUUCGAGUACGCGAACUUGUAGCUUUUCUACUUUCUCAGGACUUAACAGUCGAUCACGCGCAAUCAGCCUUCAUCUGGUCAAACGUGGAGAUUUCGGUCGGCGUCAUGGUCGCUUGCAUGCCGCACAUUCGGCAUCUGGUGAGACAUAUAAUAUCGCGAAGAAGAGCAAGGAAGGGUACAGAGCCAAGACAAAACAACAGAAAGAUAUUCGUCGAUCGAUCGCUUGCGACUAUUGAGGUGGGGGACUCGCAGGCCAUUGAACUGAAUGACGAAGGUGGACUCUUGACGGCCAAUACGUGUACGACAGCUUCAUCGGCGACAAGAGUUGGGACAACGUCGACGACAAAAGAGGGGAGAAAAGACAGUAAAUCAUAUGCGUCGGUCAGUUUUGCAAGCGAUGGAGAUACCCAAGUGUAA